Mya arenaria is the source of this 1368-nucleotide messenger RNA. RefSeq lists its product as uncharacterized. NCBI's taxonomy places the organism in Eukaryota, Metazoa, Mollusca, Bivalvia, Myida, Myidae. Bases 1 to 1368 code for a protein of 455 amino acids. The record is from RefSeq and is a predicted model, not a curated record. The transcript has 14 exons.
AUGGUCUUGUUUAUUCGCAGUGCUCAAGAUGCAGAGUUAUACAGCCAGCAAGAGGAAACAAUGCAUUGGUAUCCAAGGGUGAAAUUCCAGUAUGUGAAUGAAAACCCAAGGGAGCUAACCCUUCUCACAUCACAAGCGAGAGUCUUCAACAGAUGGAUCCAGAAUGCUAACACCAUGCUAAUGGACAUUUCAGAGGCCAUCCCAUACAUCAGAUUCCUUGGAUAUGGAGCUCAGGAAUGUGCUGAUGUGUUGGGUCGUGAUGGACUUCAUCUGAGUCGUGUUGGUGGUAGACAUUGUAGUCAGGUGAUUGAGGAGGAUGUGUAUUCCUGGAGUGAAAUAGCCUAUCAGCAGGAUGUACAUUGGAAUGAAGACAUACGCCAACCACAUUCAGCAGAGAUUGAUGCAUCAAGCUUUGACCAGUGCCUGGCAGCUGCUGUUGAACCAGUCAGUGACCAGAAUGUCCAGGCCAGCAAGCAGCCUCUGUACUCGGAAAUAGUCUGUUUGCCAGCAGCUGAAGUUCCAGAUGUUACCUCAGUGCAGCAUAAUGUGAAGUUACCAAGGCGCAAUGUAUUGAAGGUUGAUGAAUGUGCUAGAUCAGCCAGACCAUGUAACCACAGAUCAAACAAACAUCGAAGGGCAAGGCGAAGAAAAUUUACGCAACACAGACAGCUGAAAGUUCAAAGAUCUGAGCAGUAUAAAGAUCACGUUGAAAUUCCGUUGACAUCUGAUGUAACGGUAAAGGUGAAGGCAGACAAUGUACAUAGCAUCUGGAUGUGCCCGAAAGAAGACGCCAUUACCACAAAGAAGCGCCUACCUGUCUGCUCUACAAUGACUGGAGUUAAGAAGAUAAACAAGCAGACAUGGUUUGACUGCCCCCUUUGCCCAGUGAAGUGUUCUAGAGAAGAUUUCCUACUGGACCAUUUCUGUCGACGCCAUGUACCUGGAGGGACCAAAUACAAGAAGAACACUGACAAUUCUUUCUGUCAUCGGAAAUCAACGAAGAGCAGCAGAAGUCAGCCAAACUCGAAGAGCACCAUUUCAACAUCCAGCCUGAACCCUGUAGAAAAAACUUCACCUCCCCAUCAAGAUGAAUUGGAUAUCGCAAAUCACGCCGAUUUCUCCAAAUUAAAAUUACUUUUAUCAAAUGAUGUUGAGCAAAAUCCUGGACCUACCUAUCACUGUGAAUGGAAUAAUUGUGGAUUCAUCGGGCUAACAACAACUAGAAUGGGACAACACCUGCCACAACAUGGACGAGAAGAGGAAUGCAAAUGGGCGCAAUGCAAUGGAUUUCAGCGAACGAGCUACGAAGACCUGGAGUUACACAUUAUACACGACCACUUCUUUGAUUUGCUGUACGGGUCUAUUUAA